UCCGGAGAGCACGAGAAAUACAUUCUUUUAAUUAACAGGCUCGGUAUAACAGAUUGAUACUAGGAUUCACCAAAAUACUUCGGUGCGCCCAGAGCCAAGAGAAACACACCUUGUGACAAGAAAAGAGAGGAAACCUUUUAACCCAGGCGUGCUGUUUUCCUGCAUUAAUAGCUGAGGUGGUACAGAGAGUGACUAGGAACAGCUUAACCAUGGCCAGAGAAUGGGGCCUUUCAUUUCGUACAUUUGGAUAUCUAGUAUUGGUUGCCUUCAUAAUGGUUUUUACAUUUGGACUCUUGUGGCACAACUCUCACAGAUUUCAGUGGGUUUCCUCUGUAAACAUCCUUUGUAGUAACUUACAACUUCAAAAUAAUUAUGAAGAUAUCCAGAAAGACAUAAAAAUACAAAGAUUGUUUGAUGAAGAUCCAAGCAGUGAAGUGAAUGUGAAGUUCCCCAGAAUGGUGUAUCCAAAGCCACUUGCUGUGGGACCGCCAUCGAGAACUGAUGUUAUUGUUAUGACUCCGUGGUUUGCUCCAAUAAUCUGGGAAAGUACCUUCAGUAUCAAUAUACUCAAUGAAUACUUCAAAGAGCGAAAUAUAAUUAUUGGACUGACUGCUUUUGCAAUUAAAAAGUAUGUUGUUUUUACUGAGAAAUUUUUAAAAACUGCAGAGGAGUAUUUUAUGGUUGGACACAAAGUGAAUUACUACAUUUUUACUGACCGACCAAAAGAUGUACCAAAUCUUCCACUUAAGGAAGGCAGAAAACUGCAUAUAAUCGAAGUCAGAAACUAUGCUCAGUGGCAAGAAGUCUCAAUGAGAAGAAUGGAAAUGAUAAAUAACUACACCAAAACCAAAUUCAUAAAAGAAGCGGACUACCUUGUGUGUGUUGAUAUCGACAUGCAAUUUAGUGACCACGUAGGAGUAGAGAUUUUGAGUGAUGUCUUUGGAACAUUGCAUCCAGCCUUUUUUGGAGCCUCACGGGAUUCAUUCACCUAUGAACGGAGGAGUGAGUCUCUAGCUUACAUACCUCCAGAUGAAGGUGACUUUUACUAUGCUGGUGGAUUUUUUGGUGGUACACCUCAAGAGGUUUACCGUUUGACCAAGGCAUGUCAUGAGGCCAUGAUGGAGGAUAAAAAGAAAGGGAUCGAGGCUGUGUGGCAUGAUGAAAGCUACCUGAAUAAGUACUUUGUGUACCACAAACCAACAAAAAUCCUGUCCCCUGAGUAUCUGUGGGAUAAUGGUAUGGGAAGUCUUCCUAUCCUUAAAAAGAAAAGAUUUUUGGCAGUACCUAAAAACCAUGCAGCAAUUAGAAGCAAUGACAGGAAAUAACUUUAUCAUCAUUUGGGAUAUUUAUUACUACAUGACUGGUUUAUUGAAUAAGUCUUUGAACAACAGUAUGAAUACUUGAUUGAAAGAUUUAAAGACCCAUUGGACAUUCUACCUCAGCUUCAUGUAUAUUUAUAGUAAAAUGUUGAGAUUUACUUUUGUAUUUUUCAAUGUUAUGGCAUUUACAUCAGCACUGCUGUUAUCAUGAGAUCGGUUCAUCUGUUUUUGAGGAACACACCUAUUUUAUUGAUUUAUAUAGCACCUUCCAUUGAUAUGUCUCCCCCACAUAAAUGCUAAAAUAGUUUACACCAUACUUUGGCUCCUAUAUCACAUUUUUUGUUUGUUUGUUUUUUUAUAAAAUAUCACAUUCUCCUUAGUUCCAAGAUACAUGGUAUCUUAUUAUAAAAGUGCUAGAUUAUAUUCUUAAACCUGAAGCUUACUGGCCUUCAAUAAGCUUUAUUCCUGUAAUACCUUGAUGAUAUUUUCUAUUUUUUUAUCAAAAUAAUGUUUGAAAAAAGACGGUUACUUCUAUGAGUUUUAAAGAGAAAUGUAAUUGUAGAAGGUACAGCAUAAUAAUCUUACUGUUUUCUGUUAUUCAUUCUUAUUUUAAUGUAUUUUGCUUCAGAUUUGUUUACUAAAACUGAAUAUAUUUUAUUUUGCUGUUUUUUUCCCCUGCACUGAGGAAAUAGUAUAGACUGUCAAACAAUAAUUUGUAAGAAUUAUUUUGCUAAAUAUGUUGAUAUUAACAUAAUAGUGCAGCGUUUAUAGAUUGGUUUCAAUGACAUUGCCAUACAUAUGUAAAUGAAAUAUUUGCAGUACAGUACUUGUAUAAAUGUGUAGGAUGAGACCUAGAAAUUUUCAUAUGAAUGUCUUUUGAAACAAAAUUUUCAAUUCUAUAUAAAAAAAUAGACAGUGAGAGUUUUGAAAUUGUUAACAUUUCACUAUGUUCCAUGUGAUGUCAUAAACAGCAAUGACAACAUGAAUAAACUCAAAAGGUCACACUGUCCAACAAGGACUGAUUGGGCUCAAUUAUAACUGGCCACUCCCCGUACCUUCCCAAACAACUUUACUUCUCUCCAAGAAAUUGCUGUUUUUAUUCUGUUUCCUACUUCCAUCUAACAUUUAGCAUCACUCUCAACUACCAUUAUAUCUCCCAUAAUGCUUUGCACUAAAUCCUGUCCUAAUCAGACUCAACUCCUCCUGUGCUGUAGCUGUAGUUCAUUCCUGAGCAAAACUCCCUCUUCCUUUCAUCCCUGAAGUCUUCUCUCGUAUGCUGUAAUCAGAUUAGUAUUUAUCUCUCAUGUCUUCCUCUGUAAUAUCUCUGUCUUACCCAUAAUGCUUAUAACCCUCUACACUCAGUCUCUCUUAAGUCCAUACACAAUUAAAUAUGUAUGACUUUUAUUUACUUAACUGAAAUUUGUUUACCAGGAAAGCCAGACUGGGAUAAUGUCCCAUUUUCAGUGGAGGCCUUGGGAGAAAAGUUCCACACUGACAUAAUAUGGUUACAGUUAAAGUUAUUUCAAAGUUUAAUGCAGAAGAAUGACAUAUAAACUAAGUAAAAAUUCAGCUUCAGAUCAUACACUGUGAAACCUAUACAUAGUGCAGAAAUUUGGACAGCUGUAACAAGUUAAAAAAGAACAUUAAUAGGUAAUGUAUUCACAAGCUGUAGUUCAUAGAGUUGACAAUAAACCCACUGAGUAAACUCUUAGGAAUGAAGAUGCUUAGGCAAAAAUAUAUUUGUCCUUUGUCAAGGAAUAGAUUUUACUAAUUCCUUCUCUUUGAACAUAGUCAAAGUAUGUUGCUGGACAGAGGUGGAUCAUGGUCAAAUGGAGCCCUAGGCAGGGUAAUGGAUCGCCCACCCCCUCUAUACACACACACACACACA
Messenger RNA from Protopterus annectens (West African lungfish), 3207 nucleotides. Its product is annotated as histo-blood group ABO system transferase-like. Gene Ontology annotation, cellular component: membrane; vesicle; Golgi apparatus. Gene Ontology annotation, molecular function: hexosyltransferase activity. Lineage: Eukaryota; Metazoa; Chordata; Ceratodontiformes; Protopteridae. Gene Ontology annotation, biological process: carbohydrate metabolic process. Bases 210 to 1325 code for a protein of 371 amino acids. The record is from RefSeq and is a predicted model, not a curated record. The transcript has 8 exons.